This is a messenger RNA of Microplitis mediator, 1418 nucleotides long. RefSeq lists its product as uncharacterized. The coding region runs from base 33 to 878 and encodes 281 amino acids. The record is from RefSeq and is a predicted model, not a curated record. The transcript is spliced from 2 exons. Lineage: Eukaryota; Metazoa; Arthropoda; Insecta; Hymenoptera; Braconidae.
UUCUUCCAGUUCUUGUUCAAAUUUAUUCAACGAUGGAUCGUUGUAAUAAAAAAAAUAUUUUAAAAACAUUCAUUAUUAUUAUAACAUUUUUAUUCAUUCCUGCUGAAGUAAACUGCGAUAUUAUUCCUUUAAUCAAUUUAUCUGCUGGUGAUGUUAUUAAUAGGAUCGAUUUGAAAAACGACACUUGCGAAGUCGUCGGUAAACUAUUCGAUGACAAUAUGAUGUCAAAGUAUGUUGAAAGAAAUAAUACGCUACAUAAUUCAUGGAGGAUAGAUGACGGGGAUAGUGUAUUUUAUUAUUGCAUCUCAUACUCUCACAGAAAAGCAUCUGAUUUCGACCCGAAAAUUAAAGUUAUUAAUGAAAGACAGAAAAUUAUUGAUCGAAGUUACAAUUUACUGGGUAUUAAUGGAAGUUAUGCUGUUAAUCAAAAUUAUACCUGCGUGAGAACUAAAACUUGUCGUGUCAAAGGUAGAGAAACGGUUACGAUUAAUUUGAUGAACGGACAUAAUGUACCGAAAGAUGUCAAGCAAUUAGCUAAUGAAACAGGAGUUUUCAAAAUGAGAAGAGAGGGGAAAACGCACUACGUUUCGUCUAUUCUGAAAGGUUACUGUUUAUAUCAGCUUCUGAUUUUUGAAGUUCCUGAGUCAUCGACCAGACCCCUCGAUGCUGGCAAAGACAGUCCUGUUUACAUGAGUCAAGUUUACGUACAGAAUAACAACAAAACACUGGAAACCUGGAUCAGCAGUUAUUUGAACGACGCACAUCAAACAUUAUACAAUAUAAGUCCCGAAAAUAAAGGGACGAUAUUCAACCAAAUCCAUAAUGAGACUAUCAUUGAUCUUAAAUUGGAACCACUUCCGGCAUUGCCACCGCAAUAACAUAAGAAAAUAUUUGGAAAAAAAAAUUUAACAGGAUUCUAUAUACAUUCUUAGCGGAUCCGAAUUACGGUGAAUUACCACAAAAUACCGUAUUUCACUGCAUAAUUGCCACAUUUUACGGUAAUUGGCGGCAAAUUACGGAAAACUGCAACAAUUUGCGGUAAAAUACCAGACUUCGACCGAAAAAUACCGUAAUUUACCGCGAAUUACCGUAAGUUACCGCAAAAAUGGUGUAUUGGAACGUGAAAUACCGUACUUUUCCUAAAAUAACGCAAUUUGCAAAAAAAUACCGUAAUCUACCAUAAUGCGAAUCCGCCAGGGAUAUUUACUCGAGUGAAAAAAGAGAACUUUCCUGGUUCGAUAUUUUAUGCUCAAAGGUAGGAACCCUUCUCAUAUCAAGUUUUUUGAUUGGAUAAUUGUAUUGUUGUUAACGAAUGAAAAAACAAUUGUUUAUAUAAAAAAAAUUACAAAAUUAGUUUAUUACAUUAGUCGUUUUUACAAUGAAAUAGAUUAUAUAGCGAAUAAAUGUUUUUUUUUCAA